AUGCUGAGCAGCAAGGGCCAGGGACUCCUUCCCUUUGGUUUGUGUCUCUGGUUGUGUAUAUUCAUGCCUUGCUUGAAAGGCUCUGCAGCCUGUGCAUCUGAAGAGAGACUCUUCCGCGAACUGUUUUCUCAUUAUAACCAGCUCAUCAGGCCUGUAGAAAACGUUUCUGAUCCCGUCACAGUGCGUUUUGAAGUGGCCAUCACACAGCUGACCAAUGUGAUCUGGAAUGAUUAUAAAUUGCGCUGGGACCCAGUGGAAUAUGAUGGCAUUGAGACUCUACGUGUUCCUGCAGAUAAGAUCUGGAAACCUGACAUUGUUCUCUACAACAAUGCUGUUGGCGAUUUUCAAGUUGAAGGCAAGACAAAAGCUCUUCUUAAAUAUGAUGGCAUGAUAACCUGGACUCCUCCAGCUAUUUUCAAGAGUUCCUGUCCUAUGGAUAUCACUUUUUUCCCUUUCGAUCAUCAAAAUUGUUCCCUGAAAUUUGGUUCCUGGACAUAUGACAAAGCUGAAAUUGAUCUUCUAAUCAUUGGAUCUAAAGUGGAUAUGAAUGAUUUUUGGGAAAACAGCGAAUGGGAAAUUGUUGAUGCUUCUGGCUAUAAGCAUGACAUAAAAUACAACUGUUGUGAGGAGAUAUACACAGAUAUAACCUAUUCUUUUUACAUUAGAAGAUUGCCAAUGUUUUAUACCAUUAAUCUCAUCAUCCCCUGUCUCUUUAUUUCAUUUCUAACCGUGCUGGUCUUUUACCUUCCUUCUGAUUGUGGAGAAAAGGUAACACUUUGUAUUUCAGUUCUGCUUUCUCUGACUGUGUUUUUGCUGGUAAUCACGGAAACCAUCCCGUCCACGUCUCUUGUGAUCCCACUGGUGGGUGAGUACCUACUGUUCACCAUGAUCUUUGUCACCCUGUCCAUUGCGGUGACUGUGUUCGUGUUGAACAUACAUUAUCGCACCCCAACAACACACACCAUGCCCAAGUGGGUGAAGACGGUUUUCCUCCAGCUGUUACCCCAGAUCCUGAUGAUGAGGAGGCCUCUGGACAAGAUGAGGGAGACAAGUUCUGAUAAAAACUCCAAAGGCAUUUCCAGUAGGUCCACCAAAGUCAACUUUGAUCAUUGCAGAGAGACCAAACUUCCUAAAGCAUGCUGCCGCUGUCGUAAAUCGAGUGAGCUUGCCGCCAGCAAGAGAAGAUUAAGUCAUCAGCCUUUACGAUGGAUGACUGAGAAUUUAGAGCGCUCGCCUGAUGUCGAAGAUGUAAUUAAUAGUGUUCAGUUCAUAGCAGAAAACAUGAAGAACCAAAAUGAAACAAAGGAGGUAGAAGACGACUGGAAAUACGUGGCCAUGGUGGUGGACAGGGUAUUUCUUUGGGUGUUUAUAAUCGUCUGUGUGUUUGGAACUGCGGGGCUAUUUCUACAACCGCUGCUAGGGACCACAGGAAAGUCUUAAGGAUGUAUUUUCCUUUUAGCUUUUGAAACUUACAGAUGCUGUAUUUGUUCUUUGUUCCCGACCAUCCGGAAAGGGACAUAAAGCUUUCCAUCCAAGUCCCCCAUAUACUGAAGCUGAUGGCUAGAUGGAAAAAGAGGACUUUAUUGCAAAUCAGGAGGCUGAAUGCCCUCCUUUGUAGCACGGAGGAGUACUUUAAGAUGUUUUAUAACACUGGAGCCCAGAGUUGGCAGCACCCAC
Messenger RNA from Odobenus rosmarus divergens (Pacific walrus), 1677 nucleotides. It is a transcript of the gene CHRNA6, whose product is annotated as cholinergic receptor, nicotinic, alpha 6 (neuronal). Gene Ontology annotation, cellular component: postsynaptic membrane; synapse; neuron projection. Bases 1 to 1440 code for a protein of 479 amino acids. The record is from RefSeq and is a predicted model, not a curated record. The transcript is spliced from 5 exons. NCBI's taxonomy places the organism in Eukaryota, Metazoa, Chordata, Mammalia, Carnivora, Odobenidae. Gene Ontology annotation, molecular function: transmembrane signaling receptor activity; acetylcholine-gated monoatomic cation-selective channel activity. Gene Ontology annotation, biological process: monoatomic ion transmembrane transport; regulation of membrane potential; chemical synaptic transmission.